AUGGAUCAAGGAUGCUACAAAGAGGCAUAUUCACGGAUGCAGGAAUUCGUCAUGAGCACGGACUUGGGAAACGUCUUGGCUCGCAUGGCAGAAUGUGCUUUCAAGCUGGAAAGAUUCGAUGAUGUGCCGGUUCUGGCCACUGCCAGCAAGGUCUGGUCGACUGCCAAUUCUGUCGUCCACUACCAUGGGUUGUCUUUACUCCGUUCCGGUCGGAGUGGAGAUGCAUAUUUGCUUCUAAGAGAGGCGAAGAGUUCGAACCCUGAGGACACUAGGAUCUCCGAUGCUUUGUGUCAAGCCUGCAGCGAAAUUGGCGCCCACACCCCGUAUCGCGAGCGUUGCAUUUGGCAGUACCAGAACGGUUAUGAGGAAUGGACGGACAUGGGUGGAGAGUUAGGGGUGAGUCUAGAAGCUGCAUACUUGUCGCGCCCACAGACUUUAAGAGUUGUGGACGGAGAUCGAUCGUUCGAUCUUGGCACAUGCCAGGAAUGCAACUUGAAAACUGGUAGGAAGAGAAACCUCCGUCGCGUCAACUGGACCAAAUCCGGUCAACACCUUUUCAUCGCAAAGCUGCUCCGCGAGAUGUUUGUCGAGUGCAAGGAGGCCACGGCGAAGGCGCUUGCGGAGAAGACGCGCCAAGACGAUCUGGCUCGGCUACAACGUGAGAUCUUGUGUGUGGGAGAGCAAUCUACCACUGAAUCACGGCAAGCUCUGCUUGAGAAACAGCAAGCCCAUAUAGAUGCCAACUUGUGUGCGUCCGAAAACAUGCGAAGGAGGCAGAUGGAAGCGAAUGUAGAAGUCGAGGUGCUCAAGGCACGCCUCGAAGCCAAGACGGAAGAAGCUGAGCUGCGCCUGGCAGAGUUGGAAGCCAAACAACGACAGCAGGAGGAGGAGAUGAAGCGCAGAGACAAUUCAUUGCAGGAUAAAGAGCAGGACUUGCGCAGAAGAGAGCAAACUAGUACCGAGUCACAAGCUCGAAUCACAACUCGGCUUGCGAAACAGCAAGCCGACAUAGAUUCCAAGUUGUGCGAGAUCGAGAACAUGCGGAAGAAGCAUCUGGAAGUGGCAGAAGCACUUGAGGUGCGCAAGGCAAAGCUGCGCAUGACAGAGCUGGAGGCCAGCUUUGCCCGCAAACUUCGGAUUCCUAUCCACAUCGAGAACCCGCGCUCGCAAGUGAUUUUCGGGAUGAGGGAAGAGCUUGAGUUCUGGCGGCAGGGAUGGAUCAGAUCGCAGCACCUGAUGUCCCGUUACGGAUGCGACAAUGCGCACUUCUUGGAAGACCCGACAUUGGUUGCUCCAUUGCAGCGUCUGUUGCGUGCAACUUCAGAACCCCACGAUAGAGAAGCGUGUAGGCGGUGUCGACCGAUGUCCCGCGCGACUGUCCAGCGGGUGCUGCGUGUAGUAAACCCAUACCUUUGGAAGGGCUAUGCCGAACGAGUUGAGCAGCUAUCAGCGUGCAGCUCGAAGCCAAUUUGGUGCUCAGCUGCUAUGGAGUUGUUGAGAAAGGAGUCUUUUGCAUUUGGAUCGGCAGCCCCGUAUGUUGGUGCGACAUAUUGGAUCCAGCUCGACGAAACAGCCAAUGAAAUGCUUCUGUUUCACGGAACACAUCCUGGCAACGCAGAAAGCAUUGCCUCAACUGGCUUUGACAGCAGUCGCGCAUUGCAUGGCCUCUAUGGGAAAGGCUUUUACUUCGCAUGUGAAGCUUGCAAAUCUUAUCAAUAUUCCGGCAGAGGCGGCUGGCAUUGCAUUGUGGUCACCCGCGUGGCGCUGGGCAGAGCAAAGUACACAAAGACACCUCUGUGGGGAGAUGCUACUCAAGCAUUGGGUGGCGAUGCAGACUCCAUUGUGGCCCUGCCUGGAUCACAAGGAGGUCCACCCGGACAGAAUCAUCAUGAGUUCGUUGUGUUCGACAAAUUCCAGGCAUUUCCAGAGUUCAUUGUCUUUUUCGAUGUGCAAGUUGGCUCGGCAGAGUCUUGA
Messenger RNA from Symbiodinium sp. CCMP2592, 1974 nucleotides. The record is from the annotation of a GenBank genome assembly. Lineage: Eukaryota; Dinophyceae; Suessiales; Symbiodiniaceae.